Molecule: messenger RNA, 2178 nt
Organism: Epithele typhae
Lineage: Eukaryota; Fungi; Basidiomycota; Agaricomycetes; Polyporales; Epitheliaceae
Product: fungal-specific transcription factor domain-containing protein
Exons: 15
Coding region: 1-2178 (725 amino acids)
Biological process (GO): DNA-templated transcription
Molecular function (GO): DNA binding; zinc ion binding
Source: RefSeq, a predicted model, not a curated record
AUGUCCAUGUUCUCCCCUGAAGACGAGAAUUUCACGGACAACAACAAGAAGCGGAAACUCCAGCGCGCUUGCGACUUCUGCAGGCGAAAGAAGACUGCGCCUGAUGCCCUCGACGGCAACGAGGACGGGCACUCGGACACCGCUGUGAACACGGCGAAUGAGGCCGAGUUGCCCCCGGCUCGCGGGACAAUGUCUUCCAGGUCGUCGUCGGCGCUCAGGAAUGCCUCACCGCGGCGUCCCGCGAAGAUUCCCGGUCGACCGACUGUCAUCGACAAGCCCGUCUACCGCUAUCACGGCCGAUCCAGUGCGCUCGUGUUCCUCCGAGCGGUCAUCGACCUUGCGAACCAGACGCUCCAAACAUCACCUAAACAAUCAGCUGAACAGGGGCGGAUGUGGAAGAAGGUUCACAACGAACCGUGGCUCACGCAUACAGUGAUCCAAGAGGCAGAGUAUUCGCAAGUGCGAUUCAAGUACCCGCCAGUGGACCUGCUCACCACGCUCGUCGAGCUAUACUUCCGCAGGAUCAACGAUCACAUGCCACUACUGCACGAGUUGACAUUCCUGGAGCAGAUUCGCAGCAGCUUGCACAUGCGGAAACCAAGCUUUGGCGCGACGCUCCUGCUCGUGUGCGCCAACGGGGCGAGGUUCUCCUCAGACCCUCGAGUCAUGCUCGACGGCUACGACUCACCGAACACGGCCGGCUGGAAGUGGUUCCGACAGGUCGAAGAAGUGCGCAGGCUUCCCAUGGCCCCUGCGAAUGUGUACGAUCUGCAAGUUUAUGCCCUCAUGUCCGAGUUCUUGCAAGGCACCAACUCCACGACGUCGGGCUGGCAGAUCGGGUGCAUGGGCAUUCGUGCCGCAAUGGACGUAGGGGCUCAUCGUAAUAACAUGUACACUUCCACGCCAUCGGCCGACCAGGAGCUGUGGAAGCGAGCGUUCUGGGUUUUGGUCCUUCAGGACUGGAUUUUGUCAUACAGCAUGGGCAGGGCCGUGUGCCUGUACCCGAAAGACAUCGACGCCGACCUUCCGGUCGAGUGCGAUGAUGAGUACUGGGCAACAGCAUCCGGGCACCCGCUUUUCGAGCAACCCGUAGACAAGCCGUCGAAGUUGUGCGGCUUUACAGCUCUCAUCCGGCUGGUGCAAAUCUUGGCUCGCGCUUACGGCAAGCUGUACUCUCCAAAUCCCAAGAAGCCUCGCACGCAGGAAUGGAACUCGCGCACCGUGGCUGAGCUAGACGGAAUGCUCGCCGAAUGGCUCGACACCCUGCCCCCUCACCUGCGCUGGGAUCCGGACAGAACGGACACGUUCUUCCUCGGGCAGACCGCGACGCUCUUCGCGCACUACUAUCAGGCGCAGAUCGUCGUCCACCGUCCGUUCCUCGCAUCAAGCCGCGACUCGCCGCUCGCGUUCCCCGCGCUUGUGCUCUGCACCAACGCCGCCGAUCAUGCAUUUACGCGCACGGGGUGUGCACUGCAUAUCAACAUUCGGAUGAUUUACACCGCGGCGAUGAUUUUGAUGGUGAACAUCUGGGGCGAGAGGCGCACGGGGCGGCCCAUUAGCGGCAGUCAGCGGGACCUUGCAGCCAUCCAGAGAUCCAUCGUCAUGUCGCGCGCGAUGGGACAACAAGCACACGCUGCCACAAUCUUUGACUACGCUAUGCCCGGUCCGAUUGUGGAGAGCUCUCCCCGGCCUCCACCUGAACCGCCGGUCGUCAUUCAGCUCCCAUCGGCGGAGUCUGACUCUGACUCUCACAGCGGUCCAGACGCCCCGGAGCCCAGCGCGCCAGGGUUCGACUACGCCGCCUUCAUGGAUCUCGUUGGUCCGGCGGCAGGAUCCGUCUCGUCAUUGUCAGGCUAUAGUGGCCUCACGGCUGCUCCAGAGGGCCCUACCCAAACCGUGGCUGAUCCCCUUGCUAUGGAUUUCAACUUCUCCAGCCAAGAUUUCUCAGCGCUUGGGGCUUCCGGCGGCGCUACGGUCCAGGAGCACACUGCGGGGACAGACGCGCCGACAAACGAUGGCUACCUGAGGCCGCUGCCGCCCGACAUGGCGUUUGUCGAUGAUAUGCUCUCCAUGUGGUCGGGCGCACCGGCGUCGUUUGGGUGGGACGAAUGGGGGGAUUUUAUGGGCAACGUACAGGGCGGGACCUCCGAUGCUGGCGGAAGGGAGGGAGGAGCCUGA